UUCAUGUAAUUAUGAGAAAUUUAUAAUUUUUAUAAUUUUUUACGAAUUUUUAGUUUCCAUAAUCAAUAAAAUAUUGUGUACAGCUUCAAAAAACAUUAAAGCAUUAUACACUUACACAUUCAAUGAAAAAAAAAUGUCGAAAAACAAGAUUGUUAUGAAACCUUUGGUUGACAGCAGCAAAAUAGAAGUAAAAAGUAAAUUUGAUGCCGAAUUUCGGAGAUUUUGCGUGGAAAGAAAUUCUCAACCAAAAUUUGAAGAUUUUCGAGGUCUAAUUGAAAGUUUACAUAAUCUGAAAGACAUUUCUUUCUUAGUUUCCUAUAUUGACCCUAGCGAUCAGGAUUUAUUGCCUAUAAACAACGACGAUAAUUUGAGAAGGGCACUAAUUAACGCAAAACCAUUAUUAAGGAUCAUUAUUCAAAGAAAAGGUAAUAGUUUAGAAGAAAUCAAUGGCUAUGGCACGUUAAAACCCAGAAAUUUAAUAUCUACUAUCCUGGGAGGAACACCUGCUAAAACCAAAAUAUUACCCAUAUCGAAUCCACACGACUUUCGACAAGUAUCGGCCAUUAUAGAUGUAGAUAUUGUCCCCGAAACUUGUAGAAGAGUCCGGUUAUUGAAGCAUGGUUCCGACAAACCUUUGGGAUUUUAUAUCCGUGACGGGACCAGUGUAAAAGUCACUCAAAACGGAUUAGAGAAAAUACCAGGAAUAUUCAUUUCCCGACUAGUUCCCGGGGGAUUAGCCGAAUCCACCGGAUUAUUAGCUGUCAACGACGAGGUGUUGGAAGUCAACGGUAUCGAAGUAUCUGGGAAGACUUUGGAUCAAGUCACGGACAUGAUGGUAGCCAAUAGUUCGAACCUGAUAAUAACGGUCAAACCGGCGAACCAGAGAACGGUGGGUCCCGUCAGAAGGGGCAGUUUUAGUAGAAACUCCCAGUUAUCCAGCGGAUCACAUCAGUCUAAUACGACGGCCGGCUCCGAUCCUGAAGAUAAAUAUGACCAAGACGAGAUAGUGGAUCUAACUGGGGGCGCCUUCGACGAGUCCCUUACAAAGGACGAUGGAAUUUUACAUUUAUAAAAUACAGGUGCGUGUCUUUAUAGUUACAUUUAUAUACACACUACAUGUGUAUGCAUAUAUACAUGUAUUCCAAUUAUAAAAUUUAUACAGGGUCGGGCUGCGAGUCACCAUUGUUUUUUUAAUAAUUGGCAAGCGGAUGGUCUUUUAUAUUUUUCUUUAAUUAAUUGCUCAAUCAGCUUAGACUUAAGGAAACUAAGUUACAAUGCAUUGAAAUUUUUUAUACUUAAAAAAAAUCGUGUUCUCAAUUUUCUCAUGAUAUUUUACGAAUGAAUUUAAUUGACAAUAUUUGCUUCCGAUUUGACUCAACUGAGGAGAAAAUAACAGUGUUUUAUUUCUAUGCAACGGGUGGCGAUUAGUAUUGCGAAAAUGGUAGUUGAAAAAAAUGAAAAAGGCUGCUAGUUUUAAAUUUGUCCUAGCUUUCUUAUGUGUAUUAGGUGUUUCACUGUAAUAUUAAAUUUUUGUGUCCUAAUUCAAAAUUUAUAUAAAAAGUAUACCUAGCAUUAGUUGGCAUUUUAAUAUGAGAUUUUAACAAAAGAUUAACAAAAUGAAUAAAUAUGAUGGAAAAAAUGUAUAAAUAA
This is a messenger RNA of Anoplophora glabripennis (Asian longhorned beetle), 1650 nucleotides long. RefSeq names its product partitioning defective 6 homolog beta (gene par-6). The transcript has 4 exons. The record is from RefSeq and is a predicted model, not a curated record. The coding region runs from base 134 to 1072 and encodes 312 amino acids. Gene Ontology annotation, molecular function: protein binding. Gene Ontology annotation, biological process: centrosome cycle. Lineage: Eukaryota; Metazoa; Arthropoda; Insecta; Coleoptera; Cerambycidae.